AUGGGCGGCGAUACGGAGAAGAACAACACCGACCACCUCGAGCAUCCCAACGAGGCUCGGGCUCAACUGGCCAACUUGGGAAAUGCGGAAGAGCAUGAGCUUGGCAAGUGGGAGUCUCUGAGGAAAUACCCCAAGGCGUCAUUCUGGUGUGUCUACGCCGUCUGGUGUGUGCUGGUCUUGAGUUUCGAGAACCAGGCCGGAGGUAGCAUUCUGUCUAUCCCCGAGUUCAGGAAAGACUUUGGACAUUUCUACGACGGCGACUAUGUUCUCGACACGAAGUGGCAGUCUGCAUUCAAUGGCGCCCCCGUUGCCUCCGCUGUUAUUGGUGCUUUGGGCAGCGGUAACCUUGCUGAUUGGCUUGGCCGAAAGACUGUCAUUAUGAUUGCCCUGGGUUUCUCAUUCGUCGGAAUCACUCUCGAGUUUGUCGCAACAACCAACGAGGUCUUCUUUGGCGGAAAGUUCAUCAACGGUUUCGCUAUCGGUGCUCUUGGUUCCGUCACGGUUACAUACAUUGGAGAGAUCACUCCUCUUGCCCUACGAGGUCUCUUCACCUGUCUCACAGGUCUCUCGUAUACCCUCGGACCCCUCAUCGUCGCCGUCAUCAUCAACGAGACCGGAACCCUCAACAGCCGCUGGGCCUACCGCGCCGUCUUCUGCGGACAAUACGGAUUUGCCGCCAUCGCCGCCGCCGGUAUCUGGUUCAUGCCCGAGAGCCCCUGGUACCUUGCCAUCAAAGGAAAGCAGGAUAAGGCCUUGAAGUGUCUGGCACAACUAGGACACACAGGUGAUGAGGGAAGAGUUCGUCUUGCGGUCAUCAACCAGACGUUGGACCAGAUCACGAGUGAAACCGCUGGCGCCAGCUACCUGGAGUGCUUCCGCAAGUCCAACCUCCGACGUACCAUCAUCUCCAUCUCUCCUCUCUGCAUCCAGAGUCUGUCAGGCAUCACCUUCGCCGCCUCCUACAGCACUUACUACAUGCAACUCGCUGGAUACAGCACUGCCGACAGCUUCAAGCUCCAGAUUGUUCAGCAAGUCAUCUCUCUGAUCGGCAACGUCAUGUCAUGGUACUUAGUCGACAGAAUGGGACGUCGCAGCCUUACUGUCAAUGGCCUUGCCGUCCUGACCGUCAUUCUCCUGGUCACCGGUGGCCUCGCUCUUCCCGGCACCCUUGCCACAAACAAGGGCACCGUCGCUCUAAUCCUCCUCUACUGCUGGUGGUACAACGUUACCAUCGGUGCUACCGCGUACACAGUCCUUGCUGAGGUGUCUACCUCCCGUCUGCGUAUCAAGACCAUCGCCAUUGGUCUGGCGUGCCAAAAGGCCCUCGAAACCAUGUGGAACUUUGUUCUCCCCUACCUCUUCAACCCCGACAAGCUCAACUUGGGCGCCAAGCUGGCCUUCAUCUUCGGAGGCUUGUCUGUCAUCUCAUUGGUACACCUGUGGUUCAAACUGCCCGAGACUGCCGGAAGGACUUACGAGGAACUGGACGAGAUGUUCAUGAAGGGUGUUCCCGCGCGCCAGUUCAAGGGAUACACCCCGGAGGCUACUGUCAGGGGCGAGGCCGUCAAGACGGCCCUCGACAAGGAGCAGGAGUUGUAA
Messenger RNA from Colletotrichum chrysophilum, 1599 nucleotides. RefSeq lists its product as uncharacterized. The coding region runs from base 1 to 1599 and encodes 532 amino acids. Gene Ontology annotation, molecular function: carbohydrate:proton symporter activity. The record is from RefSeq and is a predicted model, not a curated record. Gene Ontology annotation, biological process: carbohydrate transport; transmembrane transport. NCBI's taxonomy places the organism in Eukaryota, Fungi, Ascomycota, Sordariomycetes, Glomerellales, Glomerellaceae. The transcript is spliced from 4 exons. Gene Ontology annotation, cellular component: membrane.